AAAAAAUUUUUUUUAUUAUAAUUUUCUUUCAAAAUUUUUUUUAAAGACGUGAUUCGUGUUCCUGUGUUAGCAACGGUGGAUAAUAAAACCGCCAACCUGGAGUCUACAUAUCCCAAAAGGUAUGGACGUAUUGAUGUUGUGCCUUUAAAUUCACUAAAGAAAUGUGAUUGCACUCGUAAUGAUUUGGAUACAAAAGAACAAGCCAAAGAUAUGACGACCAGUUCUCAACGAGGCAUGUUCCCAAGUGGAAAAAUGCGGUUAUUAUCACCAAGUAGUUCACCAGCGACUUCACCAACAAUGUCUAAUUCAUCAUCACCCACUCCACCAGCUGUAAAUUAUAAUCAUAAAAUUACUGGUAUACCAUGUGUAGCCGCUGCAUCACGUUAUACCGCACCAGUUCAUAUUGAUGUUGGUGGAACCAUAUACACAUCAUCGUUAGAAACACUUACCAAAUAUCCAGAUUCUAGAUUAGCCAAAUUAUUUAAUGGUAGCAUACCAAUUGUAUUGGAUUCAUUAAAACAACACUAUUUUAUUGAUCGAGAUGGUGGAAUGUUUCGACAUAUUCUUAAUUUUAUGCGGAAUUCUAGACUGUUAAUUCCUGAUAAUUUUUCUGAUAUUGAUUUAUUAUUAGAAGAAGCAAAAUAUUUUGAUAUUGCACCAAUGAUACGCCAAUUGGAACAAUUAAAAAAGGAUCGUUUGAAAAAUGGAUUAACGAAUAACAAUAAUCCAUCAUCGAUUUCAAAUAACAGCAACAGUGGGCCAGUCUCAACAUUACCUGUACGUGGUGGUGUUGUAAACACGUGUGUUCCUAACUCAUCCAACUUAAUCGGUGGUAAUCAUCAUAUUACAUCAUCGUCUCGCUUAGAAUCAUCACCAAUCAUUACAAGUAAUCCAAAUGUAAAUAGUGAAACAUAUGAAUGUAUUGCAUUACAUAUAAGUCCAGAUUUAGGUGAACGUAUAAUGUUAUCGGGUGAACGUACUGUUUUAGAUGAAGUAUUCCCUGAAACGAAUCAGGCAAUAAUGGAUGCACGCUCUGGUGUUGCAUGGAAUCAACAUGAUACACGUCAUGUUAUACGAUUCCCAUUAAAUGGUUAUUGUAAAUUAAAUUCGGUACAAGCAAUUACACGAUUAUUGAAUGCAAAUUUUCAUGUUGUUGCUAGUAAUGGGGGUGGUGUCGAAGGGCAACAAUUCUCUGAGUACCUGUUUGUUAGGAAAGUAUAUCCUGGUUGA
Molecule: messenger RNA, 1230 nt
Organism: Chrysoperla carnea
Lineage: Eukaryota; Metazoa; Arthropoda; Insecta; Neuroptera; Chrysopidae
Gene: twz
Product: BTB/POZ domain-containing protein KCTD1
Exons: 6
Coding region: 211-1230 (339 amino acids)
Biological process (GO): protein homooligomerization
Molecular function (GO): protein binding
Source: RefSeq, a predicted model, not a curated record